AUGAUUAGAAGUUAUAGAUCAAUUAGUUUGCUUAGACGUUUCCAUGCGUCGAGUAUCACGCUAAAUGCUGAAAUUGUAUCAGGUACUAAAUUGGCUAAAAGUAUUAGAAAUAGUAUAGCGGAAAAAGUUGUUAAAUUUAAUCAAGAGAAAUUCGGAAUUGAUGAUAAACUUAAAUUUAAACCAAGUUUAACUAUAGUACAAGUUGGUUCAAGACCUGAUUCUUCAGCGUAUGUUAAAUCUAAAUUAAAAGCUGCAGAAGGAUCAAAUAUUCAAUCUAAAUUACUAAAAUUUGAUGAAAAUAUACCCCAAGAUGAUUUAAUUGAAGAAAUUGAAAAUUUAAAUAAAGAUCCAAAAGUUCAUGGUAUUUUAAUUCAAUUACCAUUACCUAAACAUAUUGAUGAAACUUUAGUUACAAAUUCUGUUGUUACUGAUAAAGACGUUGAUGGAUUUGAUCAUUAUAAUGUUGGUCAAUUAAACAAAAGAGGUGGUCAACCAUAUUUUAAACCAUGUACUCCAAAUGGUAUAAUGCAAUUAAUAAAGACUACUGGUAUCGAACUAAAAGGUAAAGAUGCCGUUGUAAUUGGUAGAUCCGAUAUAGUGGGUACCCCCGUCGCUACCAUGUUAAGGAAUGAAGAUUGUACAGUUACAAUUUGUCAUCGUCAUACAAAAGACUUACCAAAAGUUGUUGGAAAUGCUGAUGUCAUAGUUGCUGCUGUUGGCAUACCCGAAUUUGUCAAAGGUGAUUGGGUGAAAGAAGGUGCAGUUGUUAUUGAUGUUGGUAUAAAUUAUAAAGAAGAUCCUACAGCGAAAAAUGGUAGGAAAUUAGUUGGUGAUGUUGCAUUUGAUGAAGUUGUUAAAAAAGCCAGUUUUAUAACUCCAGUUCCAGGAGGUGUUGGUCCAAUGACUGUUGCUAUGUUAUGUUCAAAUGUUUAUGAUGCAUCAUUGAUCCAUGCUAGAAAAGCUCAUGAACAUGCAUUUAAACCAUUGUCAUUAGACUUGAAAUCACCAGUUCCAUCAGAUAUUGAAAUUUCAAGGGCACAAAAGCCUAAACAAAUUACAAGGAUUGCAUCAGAAUUGGGUAUAUUAGAUAAAGAAUUAGAACCAUUUGGACAUGUUAAGGCAAAAGUUGAUCCAAAAGCCGUUAUUGAAAGAUUAGAUGAACAGGUUGAAGGUUCAAUUGAUAAUAAAGGUUAUUAUGUAUUAGUUGCAGGUAUAACACCAACUCCAUUAGGUGAAGGAAAAUCAACAACAACUAUGGGGUUGACUCAAGCUUUAGGAGCUCAUUUAAAUUAUAAUUCAAUUGCAAAUGUUAGACAACCAUCAAUGGGCCCAACUUUUGGUGUUAAAGGUGGUGCUGCCGGUGGUGGUUAUGCACAAGUUAUACCAAUGGAUGAAUUUAAUAUGCAUUUAACUGGUGAUAUUCAUGCCAUAUCAGCAGCUCAAAAUUUAUUAUGUGCAGCAGUUGAUACUAGAAUGUUUCAUGAAGAUACUUCAAAAACCAUUUCAGGUUUUUAUAAAAGGUUAGUAUCUUCAAAAAAAGGUAAAAGAACAUUCACACCAUCAAUGUUGAAACGAUUGGAAAAAUUGGGUAUUAACAAGACAAAUCCAGAUGACUUGAGUCGCGAUGAAAUUGUUAAAUUUGCAAAAUUAAAUAUUGAUCCUGAUUCAAUUACUAUUAAAAGAGUUGUUGAUUGUAAUGAUAGAUUUGUUAGAGAAAUUACAAUUGGUCAAGGUAAAAAUGAAGCAAGCAAAUAUCCUCCAAGAAAAACAGGUAUGGAUAUAACUGUUGCCAGUGAAUUAAUGGCAAUUUUAGCAUUAUCAACAUCAUUAAAAGAUUUAAGAUCAAGAGUUGGGAAGAUUGUUGUUGGUACUCAAAAAGAAACAGGUGAAGCUAUAACUGCUGAAGAUAUUGGAUGUGCUGGUGCAAUCACUGCUUUGUUAAAAGAUGCAAUCAAACCAAAUUUAAUGCAAACUAUAGAAGGUACCCCAGUUUUUGUUCAUGCUGGUCCAUUUGCUAAUAUCUCAAUUGGUGCAUCAUCAGUUAUUGCUGAUAAAUUGGCAUUGAAAUUAACAUCACCAUCAAAUCCAAUUAAUAAUGGUGAAAAAGGUUUUGUUGUUACAGAAGCAGGCUUUGAUUUCACAAUGGGUGGUGAAAGAUUUUUCAACAUUAAAUGCAGAACAUCAGGUUUCAAACCAGACACUGUUGUUUUAGUUGCUACUUCAAGAGCAUUGAAAUUGCAUGGCGGAGCUCCUGAUGUUAAGCCAGGUCAACCAUUACCACAAGAAUAUGCUAAUGAAAAUUUAGAUGUUUUAUCUAAAGGUUGUUCAAAUCUAGCAAAACAAAUUUCAAACAUUAAACAAUAUAAUGUACCAGUUGUAGUUGCAAUAAAUCAAUUUGAAACAGAUUCUGAUGCAGAAAUUAAAUUAAUUCAAGAAAAAGCAUUAGAAGCAGGUGCUGAUUUUGCUGUACCAUCAAAUCAUUGGGCUAAAGGUGGUGAAGGAGCAAUAGAAUUAGCUAAAUCAGUAGUUGAAGCAGUAAAGAAAUCAAAUGAUGAACAAACAUUUUUAUAUGAUGUUAAUGAUUCAGUUGAAAAUAAAUUGAAAACAAUUGCAUCAAAAAUGUAUGGAGCAAAAGAUAUUGAAUUAUCUCCAUUAGCCAAAAAACAAAUUGAAACAUAUACAAGACAAGGUUAUGAUAAAUUACCAAUUUGUAUCGCAAAAACUCAAUAUUCUUUGAGUCACGAUCCAAGUUUGAAAGGUGUACCAACUGGAUUCACUGUUCCAAUUAGAGAAGUUAGAUGCUCAGCAGGUGCUGGUUAUUUAUAUGCAUUGGCAGCUGAAAUAAUGACAAUACCUGGUUUACCAACUCACGCAGGUUUUAUGAAUGUUGAAGUUGAUGACGAGGGAAAUAUAGAAGGAUUAUUUUAA
Insectozyma verbasci is the source of this 2928-nucleotide messenger RNA. The record is from the annotation of a GenBank genome assembly. Lineage: Eukaryota; Fungi; Ascomycota; Pichiomycetes; Serinales; Debaryomycetaceae.